AUGACAAAACCAAAAAUUUUAUUAGUUCUUUACGCUGGUGGUAAGCAUGCUGAAGAGGAGAAAAAGUUGUUGGGUACCAUUGAGAAUGAAUUGGGUAUUCGCAAGUUUGUUGAAGAGAAUGGAUAUGAUUUAGUCUCCACCACUGAUAAGGAUAGAGAAGGUUCGGAAUUUGAUAAGAAUUUGGAAGAUGCUGAAGUUGUUAUUACUACUCCCUUCUACCCAGCUUACUUGACCAAGGAAAGAAUUGCCAAGGCACCGAAAUUGAAAAUUGCCAUUACUGCUGGUGUUGGUUCUGACCAUGUCGAUUUGAACGCCGCCAAUGAAAAGAAGAUUUCAGUAUUGGAAGUUACAGGCUCAAAUGUACAAUCAGUUGCUGAACAUGUUGUCAUGUCAAUGCUCAUUUUGAUUAGAAACUACAACAUUGGUCACUUGCAAGCUACAUCUGGUGGUUGGGAUGUCGCUGCGGUUGCCAAGCAAGCAUACGACUUGGAAGGUAAAGUUGUUGCCACUGUUGGUGCUGGUAGAAUUGGUUAUCGUGUGUUGGAAAGAUUGGUGCCAUUCAAUGUCAAGAAGUUGUUGUAUUACGACUACCAACCAUUGCCAGUCGAGGCUGAAGAGAAAUUAAACAAGGCUUCCCAAUUAUACAAUGGUGUGGAUGUCAUUGUUGAAAGGGUUGAAAGUUUGGAGGACAUGGUAUCCCAAUCUGAUAUUGUCACUGUUAAUUGUCCAUUGCACGAACAAACAAGAGGAUUAUUUGACAAGUCUUUGAUUUCAAAGAUGAAGAAGGGAUCCUAUCUUGUCAACACAGCCAGAGGUGCAAUUUGUGAUGCCGAUGCUGUUGUAGAAGCUUUGGAGUCAGGCCAUAUUGCAGGUUACGCAGGUGAUGUUUGGAACGUUCAGCCAGCCCCAAAGGAUCAUCCUUGGAGAAAGAUGCACAACCCAUAUGGUCCAGAGUAUGGUAACGGUAUGACUCUCCAUGUUUCCGGUACUUCAUUGGAUGCUCAAGCUAGAUACGCUGCUGGAGUGAAACAGAUUUUGACUGAGUAUUUCAACAAGAGUUACAAUUACAGACCACAAGAUAUUAUCUGUAUUGAUGGUGAUUAUGCCACUAAAGCCUAUGGACAACGCGACAAAAAGUAG
Molecule: messenger RNA, 1140 nt
Organism: Lodderomyces parapsilosis
Lineage: Eukaryota; Fungi; Ascomycota; Pichiomycetes; Serinales; Debaryomycetaceae
Product: formate dehydrogenase
Exons: 1
Coding region: 1-1140 (379 amino acids)
Cellular component (GO): cytosol
Molecular function (GO): NAD binding; oxidoreductase activity, acting on the CH-OH group of donors, NAD or NADP as acceptor; formate dehydrogenase (NAD+) activity
Source: RefSeq, a predicted model, not a curated record